AUGUCGGAACAAACUCGUUCUUGCCCAAAAGCAAAAUACGAGCCAAUUUCCCUCAUAAUGGGAUCGACUUUCUCAAUUCAAGACCCACAGGGCGUUUCAGCAACGGCUUCAAUAGUGCCGAUUUUCUAUGUCAGUAUCAUGAACACUAAGCUAAUGGGGCAUAAAAAAAGCCCACAACCGUACUUGUUUCUUUCAAAAGGAGGCUUAAUGCAGAUGUUGAGAGGUGUAAACUUUGCCUCUGGAGCAGCUGGUCUUCUAGAUCUCACAGGACAAGACCUGAAUAUUGUAUCGAUGUCUGAGCAAAUCAAGCAAUUUGAGACCAUCUACGGCAAUCUGACGUUGGUAAAGGGUCGACACGCGACCAAAACCUUGCUCGCAAGAUCCAUGUUUGCCGUUAGCGUGGGCAGCAACGACCUUUUUGGCUAUUUUGAAAGCCGAAGCACGGUUGAUCCUGUUAUUUUCAUCAAUUCUUUAAUGACGGCUUACGGGUGUCAUAUAAAUGCACUGUAUAACCUCGGUGCAAGGAAAUUUGGGAUCAUAGGUGUACCACCAAUCGGAUGUUGCCCAUCCCAACGGAUUCACAAUGGCACCGGUGGAUGUUUGGAAAUCGAAAAUACUUUUGCUCGAGCAUUUCAUUCAGCUCUUGAUGCCCUCAUGAAGCAACUUGCUUCUAAGUUGCCAGAAAUGAAGUAUGCACUCGGAAACUCAUACGAAAUGACGAUCAAUGUCAUCAACCAAGCGCAACUCUUCAAUUUUAAAUCCGUUGACACGGCUUGUUGUGGCGAAGGGUGGCUGAACGCAGAAAAGACUUGUACCCCGGAAGCGAACAUGUGCUCGAAUCGCGAUGAGUACCUCUUUUGGGACUUGUAUCAUCCAACACAGUAUGCUGCCGAGCUUGCAGCCAUGACAUUAUACAACGGUGGACCGCAAUUUGUGACCCCGAUUAACUUUGCUCAACUCGUAGCAUAUUGA
Molecule: messenger RNA, 972 nt
Organism: Cynara cardunculus var. scolymus (artichoke)
Lineage: Eukaryota; Viridiplantae; Streptophyta; Magnoliopsida; Asterales; Asteraceae
Product: GDSL esterase/lipase At1g71250-like
Exons: 5
Coding region: 1-972 (323 amino acids)
Molecular function (GO): hydrolase activity, acting on ester bonds
Source: RefSeq, a predicted model, not a curated record